Messenger RNA from Pseudomassariella vexata, 936 nucleotides. RefSeq lists its product as uncharacterized. The coding region runs from base 177 to 509 and encodes 110 amino acids. The record is from RefSeq and is a predicted model, not a curated record. The transcript has a single exon. Lineage: Eukaryota; Fungi; Ascomycota; Sordariomycetes; Amphisphaeriales; Pseudomassariaceae.
CCGACAACUCAUCCCUUCGCCUCUGCGAGACAAGCAGCUGGCCAGCACAAGGCAUUCACUGGGUAGCCCUAAGCCACUGCUGGGGCGGGGACAAACCCCUCUCUCUAACACUAUCUCUCCUGUCCUCCUUCAAACAGAGUAUCGACCCCUCAUCCCUCCCCAAUACCUUCCUCGACAUGAUCACCGUGACUCGCACCCUGAAACUCUCCUACCUCUGGAUAGACUCCCUCUGCAUAAUCCAAGACUCCCCCUCAGACUGGGAAAAAGAAGCCUCUCUCAUGGGCUCCGUGUACAGCUUCUCCCACCUCACAAUCUGCGUCUCCUCGUCGCCUAACCCGUCUACCCUCUUCCUCCGCCCGCGGGAAUCCGACUGGCUCCCCAAAUCCUUCUCCUUCCCCGUCUCUCCCGGGAUUUCCGUCCCUAUCCAGGCCCGAAAAUGCCAUCUCCUCGCUGCUCCGCUAGAACAGAGGCUCUACGAGCCUCCUUUUACCUCUUCCUGGGCCACGUGAAAACGCAUCGGCCCCUUAUACGCCCGCGGCUGGUGUUUCCAGGAAUCCUUCUUACCCUCACGCAUCCUGCACUUCUCCCCGGGUGCCCUAAUCUUUGAAUGCCGCACCCACCGCCGCAGCGAAGAUCAGCCCCCCCUAUGUGUCCACCAUCCCGGGUACGUUGGGCGAAACGAUUACCCCGGAGGAAAAAUGGCGCAUGAUCGUUAAAUCGUACACGUCACGACAGCUGACUUUUGCGAGCGAUAAGUUGCCUGCUAUUGCCGGAGCAGCGACUACGAUGCCGCAGGCGAAAACGGACAGGUAUCUAGCAGGACUAUGGAGCUCGACGCUGUUGCUGGAUUUAUUGUGGCAGAUCAUGCUUGGCGGUGCGCACAAGAUGCUCACGUACGACGCGACCAGCGACGGCCAGACGACGCCUUCGUGGUCC